Oncorhynchus kisutch (coho salmon) is the source of this 2440-nucleotide messenger RNA. RefSeq names its product transmembrane protein 252. The record is from RefSeq and is a predicted model, not a curated record. The transcript has 2 exons. The coding region runs from base 267 to 842 and encodes 191 amino acids. Lineage: Eukaryota; Metazoa; Chordata; Actinopteri; Salmoniformes; Salmonidae.
AAGGAACCACAAUAUACCUGCAUCACCAUAGUGGGACAACGUGACAACAGAACCUUCCUCCUUCUAGCAGUCAUACUGUAGUAGAACGACAGGAAACGCUUGGUUUCGUCUGCACCAUUCUGCUUCUGUAGGUGUACUGAUAACACCCUACCAUCUACUAAACCUGCCAACCAACCUUCAGUUCCCAUCACCUCUCCUUCCACCUGCAGAGAGAGAGAGAGAGAAAAAAAGAAAUCACCUUAAGAAAGGGAGAGAAGGCAGUUAUCAUGGAUACGAGGAAGCACCUGUGUUCCCUGGCCCGUAUGUUGCUGCCUGCCCUGGGCUUUGUCCUCAUCUGUGUGGGGGCCUACCUGAUGUCCCUCCACAAUGUCUACAACAGCUCCCUGUGUUACAUCCUGGCCUACAUCCUCAUUGCCUGUGGCUUGUGUUGCCUCCUCACCGGGGUCUUCUGGACCAUCUGCCAUGGCAUGAAGAGGAAGAGGCAGAGGAGCAGGAGCCACCACACAGCUGCACACAUCCAUGUCUACACCGUUGACAGACCCAGCUUCCACCUUCCUUCAUAUGAGGAGUCUCAGCACAACCACACCUCUGCCUUCUCUGCUACUGCAGCUGCAGCUUACUCUGUGCUGGGGCUCUCUGAAUACGGCCUGAGGUUCAAUCUGGCCCCCCCCCUGUACACCCAGGACAUCUCUGAGGCCCCAGACGACACCUUCAACCAUGAAGAACCACCUGCUUACUCUGAGAUGGCCAUGCAGCUGCACAGGGAGCCACAGGGGCUUCCACAGCAACCAGAACAUUCCGGUUUGGACAGAGUUCCAUGUCCUGAGCUGGACGGUCGAUAGGUGGUGGACUCUGGAAGGUGAUGACGUCACCUUUGUGUACUGUUUAAAACGAGUGUCUCCCUGCCUGACCUUUGACCUCUGAUCUUUUAGGAGAUGUAAACUACAUGGCCCUUUCUGCUCAGAGGUUUUCUGGAGAACGGAGACAGGUGGGAGUGAUAGCUAGGAAUGAGACUGUCUUGAGCUUUUGCUGAGACCUGAGAUACUAUGUGACUAAAAACAUCUUUGCUGUUUCACAUGUGGCUGAACGGUAGUAACCAAUAGCAACAGGUCAUACAGUGAGCUACAGGUUGAUCAAGACAAAUGUCUACAGAAUGCUAGUGAAGGAUGACAGUCUAGGUAUGGAUGUCUCUAUAAAUCUGAUGCACUUUAAAAAACAAAGACCUGCUUGUUUUUGCUCGUUGUUGGAUGUGACUCUGAGUGCAGUAUUGGAACACUAUAUAUACAAAAGUAUGUGGACACCCCUUCAAGUUAGUGGAUUUGGCUAUUUCCGCCACACUUGUUUCUGACAGGUGGAUAAAAUCAAGCACACAGCCAUAGGAUGUCACCUUUCCAACAAGUCAGCUGCUCAAAUGUCUUCCCUGCUAGAGCUUCCCCAGUUAAAUGUAAGUGCUGUUAUUGUGAAGUGGAAAUGUCUAGGAGCAACAACGGCUCAGCCGCAAAGUGGUAGGCCACACAAGUUCACAGAAUGGGACCACCAAGAGCUGAAGCGCAUAGCUACCAAGUUCCAAACUGCUUCUGGAAGCAACAUCAGCACAAGAACUGCUCAUCGGGGGCUUCAUGAAAUGGCUUUCCAUGGCCGAGCAGCCGCUCACAAGCCUAAGAUCACCAUGCGCAAUGCCAAGCGACGGCUGGAGUGGUGUAAAGCUCUCCGCCUUUGGUGAAUCACACUUAACCGGCUGGUAGUCCAACGGACGAAUCUGGGUUUGGUGGAUGCCAGGAGAACGCUACCUGCCCCGAAGCACAGUGCCAACUGUAACGUUUGGUGGAGGAGGAAUAAUGGUCUGGGGCUGUUUUCAGGGUUCCGAGCAUACAAUGAGAUUCUAGACGAUUCUGUGCUUCCAUCUUUGUGGCAACAGUUUGGGUAAGGCCCUUUCCUGUUUCAGUAUGACAAUGCCCCCGUGCACAAAGCGAGGUCCAUACAGAAAUGGUUUGUCGAGAUCGGUGUGGCGGAACUUGACUGGCCUCCACAGAGCCCUAACCUCAACCCCACUGAUCACCUUAGGGAUGAAUUGGAACGCCGACUGAGAGCCAGGCCUAAUCGCCCAACAUCAGUCCCCGACCUCACUAAUGCUCGUGUCUGAAUAGAAGCAACAUCUAGCGGAAAGCCUUCCCACAAGAGUGGAGGCUGUUAUAGCAGCAAUGGGGGAACCAACUCCAUAUUAAUGCCCAUGAUUUUGCAAUGAGAUGUUCGACAAGCAGGUGUGCACAUACUUUUGGUCAUGUAGUGUAUCUGUUUACGAAGGGCACUGUACAGUACGUUAACAUCACACCGUUGUACAUGGACUUGUAUUGUACUCGUAUAUUGUGUUCUGCAGCCACUGAGAGCUUUUAUAAGCAAAGAAUGUUUAUCAAAAAUAAAAAUAUAUUUUAUCACAAAA